AUGCCGCAGAAUCCGUUCCGAAAGUUCAAGUUGGCGAAUAAACCAGCUCCAAAUGAUAACACUGUCACACAAUCAUGGCUAGAAUCCAAAGUUCACCUCCAACUACCUGGGCGUAAGCGAAAAACGAUGUUUUCAAAGGAUCAAGCAAGUAAUUACUAUAAUAAUCUAUCUCCAGAAACGCGCAAGACUUACGGAUACCCGCUUCCUGCAAAGACACCUGGAUUCAAAAUACCAAGAAAGCCAUUGCCAGAACAUCAAUACAAUCUCGACGAGAAUAUAAAAGUGAAAAUUGGUAAGAGCCCCAAUUUUGUCCGACCACAGACAACAAACAUUCCACUCCCAGCAAAUCCCCCCAAGGCGCAUUCGCGAGCAAAAUUAUCUUCCUCGCAAAACAGUUCCCGAUCAGGACCAUCCCGAACCCCUUCAAAAAUGAAUAUGGAAGAGCUAAAGAGAGAUUUCUCCGAUUUUGAGAACCUCCGGCCAAGCAAGGAAUUUCAGAAGUUACAACAAACUAUGAAGGAAACCAAGCAUGCUCAACCACAAACAGUAACAUCAAGCGAAUUUCAAAGAUAUAAGUCGAUCGCAGGCGUAAUUCAUGAUGAACCAUCACGAAGAUCCUCGAUACAAUCUGCGGAUCCUCAUUCAAAACCCGGAUCCAGCAGGAUACAUUCGCCAGUUGAACAAUUCCAAGCACAAGGCCUGAGUCUCGAAAUGUUAGAGGAUCAAUAUUACAGUCUAGAAGCGCAAGAUCGCCAAAAUAAAGAGCACCACCAGUCAUCAGCAAAAUCUCUUCGAUCAGGAGCAAGAUCUCAUAAGUCAAGGGCGGUAACCACUCCUCAGUCGCCUAAGAAAAUCCAACAGAUUGAAGCAAGACCUUUACCGCCAACACCGAAGCCGCAUCGGUCCUCAGAAGUACCUAUACAUUCAUCAGCAAGAUCUCAGAGACCUAAAAUAUCAAGUACUCCCACACCAAUAGAAAACAUCAGGCAAUUAGAAACAGAAUAUUCACCACGAAUCCGAACAACGAGUUCAUCGCAUCGACCGGCAGAAACACCUAUUUAUUCAUCAGCCAGAUCAUACAGGCCUCGAGCACCAAAUACUGCCAGACCGUUAGAGAAUAAUAACCGGUUAGAAACAGGGUUCCUAGAACGUUGUCCGAUGCCACAUCAAGCACUAAUAAUACCACAUCAACCAUCAUCAAGACCUCACAGACCCCCAACCCAACUCAUUCCGAAACCCAAAAGAACUGUCCACUUCGAAGAAAGACCUUCGCAGCCAGUCCCAAAUACCCUCCGGGAACGAAGAAGGCCUCCUCUAGAACCACCGCAGCCACAUUCAGAUAGAUUCAAGCCGCAUCCACCUGUACGAUCAUCUUAA
Molecule: messenger RNA, 1377 nt
Organism: Botrytis byssoidea
Lineage: Eukaryota; Fungi; Ascomycota; Leotiomycetes; Helotiales; Sclerotiniaceae
Exons: 2
Coding region: 1-1377 (458 amino acids)
Source: RefSeq, a predicted model, not a curated record